Molecule: messenger RNA, 1898 nt
Organism: Morus notabilis
Lineage: Eukaryota; Viridiplantae; Streptophyta; Magnoliopsida; Rosales; Moraceae
Product: U-box domain-containing protein 4
Exons: 3
Coding region: 148-1545 (465 amino acids)
Molecular function (GO): protein binding
Source: RefSeq, a predicted model, not a curated record
CCAUUUUCCCAGAAUCUUUAAUCCUUUUUGUUCUUGUUUUGAAUAUUGAGGAUUGAGCAAAAGGGGUUAUUCUGUACAAUCAAGUUUGAUUUUUGGCCUUUUGAAAUCCAAGCCAAAAAAGAAUAAAAAAAGUUUGAAUUUUGAAUCAUGGGUCAUGCUGAAGUUGGGAAAAUGCUAAAAAAGAUUGACCCAGAUUGGGAGCAAGCAUUUAAUCAGUUUGAAAGUGUUGUGUCCUCUGGAACUGAGGCUCUGCGUUUAGAAGCCAUAACAAAGCUAACCCAUUUCUCCAAAAGGGCUCCACAAAAUGUUUUGGUUAGCACCAUACCAAUCCUUGCAAGGCUUCUUGAGGAUAAUACAAGGUCCAUUCAAGAAGCCACUGCUUAUUGUUUAUAUAAAAUAGCUUGCCUUGGUGAGGGUGAAUUAGCUUCAAGGAUAGGCCAAUCUGGCGCUAUAUCAUCUUUACUAAGGUUACUGCCACAUUCCGACGAUAGUUUUCGGAGAGUCCUAAUAAAAUGUCUGUGGAGUUUUGUGAGUUUCGGGGAUGAUAACCGUGUGAUUGUAGCGAGAAAUGGUGGAUUGGAAGUCAUAAUUCGUUUGUUGAGCUCGAGCGCGGAUGAUAAUAGGCGGUACUUGUUUGAGAUCCUGAGUGCGUUGGCAUUGUUGAGAGAGGUUAGGAGGAUCCUGCCUAGUCUGCGUGGCCUUCGCCUUCUUGUUGAAGCUGCUGGUUCCGGUAGUAUGGUUUCUAGGGAGAGAGCUUGUCAAGCAAUUGGAUUGCUUGGAGUGACGAGGCGUGCGAGGCACGUGCUUGUUCAGUUAGGCGCAAUUCCUGUGCUUGUUGAGUUGUUCCGUGAUGGGGAUAUGAGAACAAAGCUUGUGGCGGGCAAUUCACUUGGGGUGAUCUCAGCUCAUCUUGAUUACAUUAGACCAGUGGCUGAAGCGGGGGCAAUCCCUUUGUAUGCCGAGCUACUACAAGGGCCUGAACCUUCUGGUAAGGAGAUUGCAGAAGACGCGUUUUGUAUAUUAGCGGUUGCAGAGGAUAAUGCAGUUAUGAUUGCUCAACACUUGGUUAGAAUUCUCAGGGAAGGUGAUGAUGAGGCAAAGGCUGCAGCCGCCAAUGUUCUGUGGGAUCUCUCGGGUUACAGACACUCUGUCUGCAUAUUGCGUGUCUCUGGUGCUAUUCCUAUUCUAGUCAACCUUCUGAGAGAUGGGAAUGAGGCAGUUAAGGAAAAGGUUUCUGGGGCUAUAGCUCAGUUGAGCUAUGAGGACCAGAAUCGAGUGGCACUUGCCGAUGCUGGGGCGAUCCCGGUUCUCAUCGAGUUGUUGCACGACGAGUCUGAAGAGUUGAGUGACAAUGCUGCUGAGGCGCUUAUAAAUUUUUCAGAAGACCCGUCGCAGCAUGAUAUAAUAUCAGAGGCAAUGGAAAUUCCUUCUUUCCGGAACAUGCUAAAUAGGUUGAUUCAGAUCCGUGUUUCGGAUGAACAUAUGGCUAGAUCCAUGAGACGGAUCAGCAUCCAGCAGCUCAGCUGGAAUCCAGACCUUGUAUGAAUGUUCGGAUGUUACUUAUUCCUCAGUAAGGAGAGGUUUGAUACAGUCUGGAGAAUCUUAGACAAACAUUUUCAUUAAUGGCAUUAGCAAUCUUAGCCAAGUCAUGUGCUGCCUCGUCACCCAAACAAGGGAUUGAAAGAGCGGCCCUUCUGCUCCGCCGCCGCCGAGAGACCGUUGAAAAACUCUAUGUUGGGCAAGUUGAAGCUUCAUGUUCAAAUUUGACUCCUCUAUUAAUAAGUUUUUUCUUGCAUAAUGCUUUGACAUUUUCAAGGGCUAAAAUAACAAUAUUUUUUAAUGGGCUAAAAUAACAGUUCAAACAAAAAGGGAAAAACACUAGUAGAAAUUGGCAUGAA